This is a messenger RNA of Homalodisca vitripennis (glassy-winged sharpshooter), 5200 nucleotides long. RefSeq names its product retinal-specific phospholipid-transporting ATPase ABCA4-like. Gene Ontology annotation, cellular component: intracellular membrane-bounded organelle; membrane. The coding region runs from base 134 to 5119 and encodes 1661 amino acids. The transcript has 31 exons. The record is from RefSeq and is a predicted model, not a curated record. NCBI's taxonomy places the organism in Eukaryota, Metazoa, Arthropoda, Insecta, Hemiptera, Cicadellidae. Gene Ontology annotation, biological process: lipid transport; transmembrane transport. Gene Ontology annotation, molecular function: lipid carrier activity; ATP binding; ABC-type transporter activity.
AAUCUGUCAUUGCUUCUGAUAUCUUAAUGGUAUCAUAUUUGAUUGAUUAACACUUCCUUUUCAUGAUCCAGUCUUUGUGCAACCACAGUUCCGUUCAGCUCCAGAUUAGGUUUGAUGAUCAGCAUUGUGCCUGAUGAAUGAUAAUGCUGUUAAAAAUCUGGCUCAAAAACGAGCAGCAUUUUGGUUGCAAUGGAGAGCAAUGGUAAUUAGAAAUAUUUUGCUCAAAGUCAGGAAAAAGAAAACAACCGUUACAGAAAUAAUCAUGCCAUUGUAUAUCUUGAUGGCUCUAGUGUUCUUCCGAGCAGUAAUUCCAAAUCCUUUUUUUCCGAAGAUAGAUAAGCCAAACAGAAAUGUAAAUCUUUUUAACCAUUUCACAAAACUCAUAACAAACAAUAACUUUACAAUUGCAGUUGCUCCAAGUUCAAUACAUGUCAAGAAAUUUGUUGAUGAUAUCAACAAAAUUUGGAUAAGGACGAAAAGCACAGAUUCAAUCAAAUUCAUUUUCUUCAGAUCGGAAGAAGAAAUGUUGAAAAACUACUGGAGAAAUUCUGAACAAUUCCAACUUGGUGUGGUAUUUGCUCAGGACAACCCAUUUGAAACUGGUUUAAAAUAUGAAAUUCUGACGAAUCCAUCGUGGAUGAAGUGCCCAGAUACGUGUACACUGUACGCUCCUGAAACUGCCUGUCGUCAACCGCCGGAACACCCCUCUGCUGUGGGAGAUGAUCAUUUCUCUAGCCAAAUCAACUCUAUUAAUCCAUCAACCAAUACUGAUGUUGAGUGCCCUGCAUCCUCGUAUUAUAUGUCUGGAUUUGCAGCUCUACAGACACUAAUUGAUGUUACCAAAAUACAGGUCACAUUGCCAUAUAUGGAAGUCAUAAUUCCAAAUAUAACAAUACAGAUCUUACCAAAGGAAGCUUUUACAGCAGAUUGGAUGGUUGGAAUUAGAGUAAUUAUUCCUCUUUAUAUUGUCAUUGCUAUGUCUCAGUUUAUCAAUUCCCUCUUGAUACUUAUUGUGGGAGAAAAAGAACAACAAUUCAAAGAGGGAAUGAAAAUUGCUGGCCUAAAAGAUUCUGUGUACUGGUCAUCAUGGUUCUUUGUCUAUAUGUGGAUUGUUUUGAUCACCUCAGUGGCUGCUACUACUAUUCUUUGCUACUUGCAAGUAUUUCAAAAUACAUCAUACUUGCUGAUUUUUCUUCUAACAUUUUUCUAUGGCCUCUCAAUCAUCGUCGUCUCCUUUAUGAUGACACCUUUUUUCAAUGAAGCAAAGACUGCAGGAUUUUUGGGAAGUUUCAUUGUGAAUCUAGUAAGCUUGCUGUACUUCGUGCAACUGUUUGCUGGAAAAUCCAGUUUUACUCUUUGGAGCAUAUCACUUCUCAGUCCAGCAGCGUUCGCUCUUGCUAUGGAUAAGGCAUUGUUAAUGGAUUUGACUGGUAAGGGUGUUACAAUAAGCACUCUUUGGACAGAUCCUGGCUUCAAUAUCGGGAAUUGUCUUACCAUGCUGUGUGUUGAUAUUCUGUUAUACACACUGGUGACACUAUAUCUGGAUUCUGUUUGGCCUAGUAAAUAUGGUGUCAGAAAACAUCCUUUAUUUUGCUUUCAUUAUUUUGGGAGGUACAAAGAGAAUACAAAAGAGGACUUUUAUGAAAUGGAGGCCACAAAAAGGGUUCACACUCCAACAGACAAUAUAGAAGAAGUUUGUGAAGAACUCCAUAGUAAAGAAGCCAUUAGAUUAGUUGGUCUGUGCAAGACGUUCUCUAGCUGCAAAAAGUCUUCUGUCACAGUUCUAAAUAAUAUCAAUUUGGUAAUGUAUACGGGUGAAAUCACAGCCAUAUUGGGUCAGAAUGGUGCGGGAAAGUCUACUUUGUUCAACAUCCUUACAGGAUUGAUCCCUGUUACAGAUGGAACUGUCUAUAUCUUCAACAAAGACAUAAGAAACCACAAGAAUAUGAGUGAGAUCCAGGAAAUAAUGGGAGUCUGCGCUCAAACCAAUAUUCUCUUUGAAGACCUCACUGCAAGAGAGCACCUUACCUUUUUUGCUAGACUUAAGGGUCUACAGGCUGAAACGUUACACUCAUCAGUAGGCAAGAUCUUGCAAGAUAUUGAUCUUGAAGAUAAAGCAAACUCCCAGACCAAAGAUCUUAGUGGUGGCCAAAAGAGGAAACUCUCUGUUGGAAUAGCCAUAGUUGGAGACCCUAAGAUAAUUAUUCUAGAUGAACCCACUGCUGGCAUUGAUAUAUUUUCAAAAAGACAUAUUUGCUCUUUAUUACAAAGGAUGAAACACAAUAAAGUUGUGUUACUGGCCACCCACUCCAUGGAUGAGGCAGAUGAAGUGGCUGACCGAAAGGCAAUCCUGAGUCAGGGCAAGUUGCUCUGCUAUGGCUCUUCCUUGUUCCUCAAAACACGUUUUGGCAUCGGUUCAUGUUUGAGGGUUGAGUUGGAGGAUCUGUUACAUUCCAAGAGAGUUCUUCAGAUCAUCAGGAGCUAUAUUCCGACAGCCAAACUUUCUCAUGUUUUUGGAAAAGAACUCCAUUUUGUUCUGCCCAAUGAAUCUUUACAUCAGAUUGCCUCUCAUUUAAGUUUAAUGGAAAAUGAAUUAAAAUCAACAGAAAAUAAUUUGAAAAUAUUGUCCUAUGGUGUUUCUAUGUCUUCGCUUGAACAGGUUUUUGUGCAACUUAAUAAUAAUAAUGCUAGUGAGACAUUAGAGAAUGACUUCUUAAACACUGCUACUCAGUUGCCUCAGAACAACACUGAUGAAAUAUUGAAAACACACAAAGGUGAAUUGUGCCUGUUAAUGGAUGUGGAAUAUAGCCCUAAUUGGGUGCAAAUGAUGUGUGCCAUGCUGCGAUUGAGGAUCCUCCGUAUAUCCAGAAAUUUAAACCAAGUUUCUCUCAUGAUCAUCAUUCCCCUAAUAUUUGUAUAUUUGGGCUUUCAUGUGAACAAAACUAAUUACAAACCCUUUCAAAAUAGUACACUACUUUUAAAUCCAGACUUGUAUUCAAAUGUAACAAAAAUUGCAGUAUACGGGGAAUCAAAAGUAGCCAGGAAGCUAGCUAGAGAGAUAGACCCUGCAAAUAAUACAUUAAUGGUUGAGAGCUACAACUCCCUUUUGGAGACAAAACCAUGGUUGGGAGUUCUCCGCAUUGCCCAGAUGUAUAAUCCAGACAAGAUUGAUGUUACUGUUCUAUGUAAUGACACUCUGCAGCACAGCUUGCCUAUUAUACUCAACCUCUUCAGUAACUCUAUGUACAGGAUACUCCAUAGUAAACCAAAGCCUGAUGGUUAUAGCCAGAUACUGACAGUGAAGACACGUCAACUACCUCCCACUUCCCCCUCUCAUGAGCUCAACACCUCUAUAAUAGUGUCCUCUAUAAUGGUUGGCAUCACUUUUGUCCUGUUUCCUGUCAGUCUUGCUGUUGAAAUCAUAAACGAACGGAAGAACAAAUCCAAGCAUCUCCUGUAUUUGAAUGGUCUGCUGAGGAGUGUUUACUUCAGCUCGUACGUAGUGGUGCUGGGGAUAGUGCUGCUCGCCUUCUCUCUGUACAUCUUGGUUCUCAUGCUCUGGCUGGGAAGAGGCCCUCUCACUGACCCCAGGGCCUUCAUCGUUUUAAUACCAGUUAUCCUGGCCUACUGCCCAGCUGCUAUACUUUGUAUCAUCUGUUUCUCCUAUAUGUUUAAUCGUUCUCAGACAGCUCUCUCCAUCCUCCCCACUGUGGUCACUUGGAUGGGAAUCAUUCCUUUCAUUGUCGUCACCAUUUUGGAAGUCAUUGGAGUGGGAGGGAAAGUUCCACACUUUUUGAUGUCAAUAACCAACAUUGUCUACGUGCCUUACUCGCUGAUCUAUUUGGUCCAACAAGCUGCCACACUCUGCGAUGUCCAGCCAUCCUGCUCCCAUCCUAACUACAUCACAAUGGACAUUGCUAGUCUGCUGCUGGGAUCUUUACUACAGAUUCCAUUUUGGAGCUUAAUUCUUAGAGUUUUGGAUAUGCAUGAAACUGGUGGAAAACUCUCCGACUCAAUAAACCGUGUGAUGAAUAGGAAAUUGAAGUCAGAAAAUGUGAAUGACAACAAAACAGUCAAACUGGAUAUCAAUGAAAGUAAUAUAGAGGCUGAUGAACAAACUUUGUCAGUGAAUAACUGUCCAGAAACAUCAUCUAUUGCUGUUGUAGAGAACUUGACAAAGAAGUACCCAAACAGAACUCACUUUUGCUGCCAUAGGGCUGGUUCGCCUCCAUUGUUUACACAAGCCUUGCAUAACCUCACCUUCUCUGUACAACAAGGGGAAGUGUUUGGCCUGUUGGGUCACAACGGUGCAGGCAAAACCACAACUUUACGUAUUAUAUCGGGAGAAGAACAACCUACUAGUGGCUCUGUCAGGAUCAAAGGACAAAGUAAUAUAACAGGACUCCUGGGCUACUGUCCACAACAUGAUGUUUUUUGGCCCAACAUCAGUGUAAGGGAACAUUUGGAGAUCUAUGCAGCAGUCAGAGGUGUCAAGCCUCAUGCCAUAAACAGAAUGGUGGGAGGUUUUCUUUCUGGGCUACUACUCAGCAAUCACGCAGAAAAAUAUGCUCAACUCUGCUCAGGAGGUACACAGCGCAAGCUGAGCUUCGCUCUGUCGAUGAUUGGCAACACCAGUCUCGUACUGCUAGAUGAACCCAGCACUGGUAUGGAUGCCCUCUCAAAGCGAUUCCUCUGGAAUAUCAUAAGGAACACUUUCCAGGGGGAUAAGGGUGCUAUCCUGACCACCCAUUCUAUGGAAGAAGCAGAUGCCCUGUGUACUAGAGUUGGGAUACUGACCAAUGGCUCUCUAGGGUGUGUAGGAACAACACAGUAUCUGAAAGACCGCUAUGGCGGGGGAUACAUAUUAGAAAUGAAGCUCAAGUCUUCUUCCAGCAGAGACCAAGUGCAAGAACUUAUCAAGUCCAAAUUUCCUGGUAGUUCAGUAAAGAACUACUUGGCGGACAGACUGGUCUUCAGCAUACCCCAAAAUUUGGUUGUCUCCCCAGCCAGUGUGUAUUUCUUAAUAGAACAAGUCAAGUCAGAGAUGGGCAUCACAAUGUACAGUUUUGACCAGACCAACUUGGAGCAUGUAUUUUUAAAUCUUUCAAGCCAAGAAUGAUUUUGUUAUGUUUUUGCCUAUUGUGUAGUAUAUAUUUUUACAUUUUUUGAUACAAUAUAAAUAUUUUACUCUACUCUGUGA